AAAGAUCUCAAGUUCAACCCGCUGGGGAACAAGUCAGACAGAGCGCUAGCAGGAAGCUGCAGCUCGCCAACGACGACAAUAGCCUAUUUUCAGCUAGAAACACUACCCAACUACAAAUGCACAGUAAUUAUCAGCAACCAGUAAAUAACUUGCAGCGCUAACUUCCAAAAAACGAAAAUCCUGGAAUUAGUUAACGGCUAUAACGUUUCCGCUCAUUACCAACGAAGUUGUUCACGAAAGCAUUCCGAACAUCAUAUCAAACAUCAGCGAGCUAUCCGCAUAACAUGGACGAAACCAGUCCAAGCCGUACACCUAAGGGGAAAGUUUUGAAAAGGGGUACCAGUGUUGAUGAAGUCGAAGAAGAGGCCAAGAGGCUGAAACACCUCAAAAAAGUGAGGGCGUUGGGCGAAAAGGAUGAAUCUGAAAAGCUGCUUGAAGACCUGGUGUUUGGUGCUGAGGGCGAGCUGAUUGAAAAACUCAUCUCUAAGCGUGAAGACGACGUGGGCAGGGGUCUUCUUGAGGAAGAAUCCAGCGAUUCAGAAGUUGAAAAUGAAGCAAGACUCGAGGUUCCUGCAGCCAAGAAAGCCGUCUGGGAUGACGAUGAUGAUGAUGGCGACGAAGAGGCUUCAGGGGAGGCAGAGGUGGACAUGACUCACAAGUACCGCAGGGAUUUUAUGAAGAGUGAUGCAGAAAAAACCCUCCCCAAGCAGAAACUACAGCAGAGGCUCCAAGAACAGUUCCGGAGAGCAAUGGGUGGAACUCCAUCCUGGGCAGAGGAAGGACUGAAAAAGAAGAAGAAAAAAGAUAAGAAGCAUGCUGAUGAUGAUGAUGAUGACGACGAUGACAGUGAUGAUGAAGAUGACAACUUGUUGCGUAAAACGGGGAACUUUGUAGCUUCAUCAGAAAGCCUUCCCAAAGGAAUCAUACAGAUGAAGAAGUGCUUGGAAGCCAACAAUGACCGUCCGUCGGAGGGCAGGCUGACCACAGUGCAGUUCCACCCCUCUGCUCAGGUCGUCAUGACGGCAGGAGUGGACCACAACAUCAGCCUCUUCCAGGUUGAUGGAAAGACCAACCCCAAGAUCCAGAGUCUUCACCUAGAGAAUUUCCCAGUGCACAAGGCCCAGUUCAGCGCUGAUGGGGAGCAAGUGGUCGCCACCAGCAACUAUAAUAAGCUAUUCUACGUCUACGAUAUGAUGGAGGGGAAGGUCAUCCCUGUCUACUCGAUCAGAGGUUUAAAUGAGAAAAAAGUGAAAGAGUUUCAGAUUUCGCCAGAUGGCAUGUUUCUUCUGCUCAGUGGCACCUCCGGGUAUCUUCACUUGGUAACAAUGAAGACUAAAGAGCUCGUCCGAAGCUUCAAGAUUAAUGGGGAAGUCAGAGGAGCUGCAUUUUCACAGGACGGCAGCAGAAUAUACAUCAGCUCAGAUGAAGGGGAGGUAUUCAUUUGGGAUGUGAAAAAGAACAAAUGCAUAAACCGGUUCGCCGACGACGGCUCUUUAAGCGGGACCUCUAUCGCCGUGUCCCAAAAUGGGCAGUACAUCGCUUGUGGGUCCAGCUCCGGCGUGGUGAACGUGUAUCACCACGACGCGUGCCUGCGGGAGUCCGAGCCCAAGCCGCUGAAGGCCGUCAUGAACCUGCUGACCGCCGCCACCUCGCUGCGCUUCAACUCCAGCACCGAGGUCCUCGCCAUCGCCUCCAGCGCCGCGGACGAAGCCGUUCGGCUGGUGCACAUCCCCAGCUUCACCGUCUUCUCCAACUUCCCCGUGUCCAAGCACAGCUUCGUCUUCCACCCGCAGUGCGUGGACUUCUCCCCCAACAGCGGCUUCUUCUCCGUGGCCAACAACAAGGGCCGCGCCCUGCUCUACAGGUUGAAACAUUACACGGACUUUUAAGACAUUUUGAAGGCACUCGUUUUUUUCAGCGAGAGGAAGACCGUGAGGAAGAGCGAAGCACCGACGGCCAGUUUUUAACGGCGUGAGUGUGUGCGGUGCCGUCGUCCCUGUGCGGUCACACCGGCGCGACCGCUCAGACCGCGUCUUUCCGCGUCUAGGCCAAAUCGGUUUCGCGCUUCUUUUCGGAACCUUCUGGACUGCCAAUACGUUUGCACGCAAAAAUAAAAUAAAAGUUAUUUUCUACAUGUUUGUUCCCAAUAAGAGCGUCUGCCGGAUGAUUGCCAUUGUAAUUUAAGCAUAUUCAUCGAGUUAAAUCCCCAAUAGUGUCAUUUUUAGACUGGAUUUGCACCUCAGACUUGGGGCGUAGUCGUAAGAAUGUCUUCUCACACUGGGUCCAUGUAUUAAUGGGGUACGGAAAGCCCGUCUCCAUGUCCUAUACGCUGUGGUGUUAAAUCUGGUUAAUUUCUCCUGUGUCCUGUAAAUUUGUUCAGAGCUUCUGCAUCGUAAAGACCUUUUUGUGGUGCCAGUCCAGUCCAGGCCAGUCUCCUGGAUUCCGCCAAUAUUUGCCCAGUACUUCAACUUAAAUAUAAAUCAUUUCUUCAAUAGAGGGACUUUUACAAACUUUGUAAAUGAAAAAAAUAAAAGAGAUGCUUGCCUUUUA
Messenger RNA from Anguilla rostrata (American eel), 2550 nucleotides. RefSeq names its product UTP18 small subunit processome component (gene utp18). Bases 285 to 1889 code for a protein of 534 amino acids. The transcript is spliced from 15 exons. Gene Ontology annotation, biological process: rRNA processing. Gene Ontology annotation, molecular function: protein binding. The record is from RefSeq and is a predicted model, not a curated record. Gene Ontology annotation, cellular component: Pwp2p-containing subcomplex of 90S preribosome; small-subunit processome. Lineage: Eukaryota; Metazoa; Chordata; Actinopteri; Anguilliformes; Anguillidae.